CUGCUAUAGAGGCCCAUACAUCUCACAUAUUUAAUAUGCCGGCUCAUCGAACAAGGCCUGUUUGAACAGAUCUCAUCACACGAACCAUUCAUACACGCCGCUUUACUCUUUCACAUCGAUUCUUCUCUAGCAACAUGGAUCGCCUUUCUAACUAUCGCCUGCUGUCCUUUGAUGUUUACGGCACAUUGAUUGACUGGGAAACCGGUGUUCUUAAUGGCUUGCAGCCCUUGCUCACGGCCAAUGGCGCCAGCUUCGCUCGUGAACACCUCUUGGAAGUGCACCACGAACUCGAACGGACUCAGCAGGAAAAAACACCUCACAUGAAGUACUCUGAGCUGCUCACCACCAUUUACCCUCAGAUCGCCGAGCGUCUGGGUCUGCCCGCUCCCACGGCCGAGCAAGGCAAGGCCUUUGGCGCGUCUAUCGGACACUGGCCUGCAUUCACCGACACUGUUGAGGCUUUGCGGCGUCUGGGUAAGCACUAUAAGCUCGUGGUGCUGUCCAAUGUCGACAGGGAGUCUUUUGCGCUGAGCAACAAGGUUCCGCUGGGAGGAGUCCCGUUCGACCUUGUCAUUACCGCCCAGGACGUGGGUAGCUAUAAGCCCGACCUGAAGAAUUUCGAGCACAUGCUUCGGGAGGUGGAAGUCAAGUUUGGCGUCAAGAAAUCUGAGGUGCUGCAGACGGCGCAGAGCCAGUUCCACGAUCAUCAUCCGGCCAAGAAGAUGGGCAUCAAGUCGAGUUGGAUUGAACGGCCUGGUGCUGUCAUGGGAAACCAAAGCGAUGUUGUCUAUGACUGGAAAUUCGAUACGUUGGGCGACAUGGCUGAUGCACUGGAGCAAGAACUCGCUGGACAGAAGAGACAUGGCGAGGAUGUUUGAAUUCGGGAUGGGAAUAAAGUCAAAUCAUGAUUUAUCAUUGACCUUGGAGUAUGUAGCUACAACAAUUUGAACUACUCCUGCC
Ilyonectria robusta is the source of this 960-nucleotide messenger RNA. RefSeq names its product HAD-like domain-containing protein. The record is from RefSeq and is a predicted model, not a curated record. The transcript has a single exon. Bases 135 to 878 code for a protein of 247 amino acids. Lineage: Eukaryota; Fungi; Ascomycota; Sordariomycetes; Hypocreales; Nectriaceae.